This is a messenger RNA of Labrus bergylta (ballan wrasse), 1510 nucleotides long. It is a transcript of the gene ntaq1, whose product is annotated as N-terminal glutamine amidase 1. Gene Ontology annotation, molecular function: protein-N-terminal asparagine amidohydrolase activity; protein-N-terminal glutamine amidohydrolase activity. Gene Ontology annotation, cellular component: cytosol; nucleus. The record is from RefSeq and is a predicted model, not a curated record. Lineage: Eukaryota; Metazoa; Chordata; Actinopteri; Labriformes; Labridae.
GGUCACGUGAUUUCCAGCGGAGUGUUUUUGUUGUGACACCGACAUGAGGAGAGCAGAAACAAUCACACCGAGCCGCGAGGACUGCGUUUACACCAGCUGCUACUGUGAAGAAAAUGUUUGGAAACUCUGCGAGUAUGUCAGGAUGGAGAGAACCGGGCCACUGGAAGAAAUGUUUGUGGUUUUCAUUUCUAAUGAGAACCGAAUGGUUCCUCUGUGGAAGCAGAAGUCGGGACAUGGCGAUCAACCAGUGAUCUGGGAUUACCACGUCAUCCUGCUCCAGGUCUGUCCUCAGUUCAACUCUCUGAUUUAUGAUCUGGACUCUCAGCUGUCGUUUCCAUGCAGCCUGAAUCUGUACGCGAGCCACGCCCUCCGCACAGAUUGUAACAUUAAACCCACCUACCACAGGAAUUUCCGUGUGGUCCCUGCUGACAGCUUCCUGUGUAACUUUGCUUCUGAUCGGUCUCACAUGAAGAACUCUGAUGGGUCUUGGAAGAUGCCCCCCCCACCAUACCCCCCCAUACAUACAGCAGAGACUCAGAUGAACUUGGAUGACUUCAUCAGUAUGAACCCGGCGGUGGGCUGGGGGGCGGUCUUGAGUCUGGAUGACUUCCUGCAGAGAUACACAUCAGACUUAUUGUGGUCAUCGUCUUCCUCGUCAUCGUCUGCAACAGGCUCGUCGUAAUGUUUCUGUGUCAGGAGCACACUGGCGUGUCUUACACCACUAAGGGAACUGAACUUUUGUUUGUCCUGUUUGUAGAAAAUAGAAGCGUUACACACUGUGUGGUCCUGUUGUAGCUCUGGUCACCACAGGGGGGCACUGCAGGAAAUUCACUGCCCCUCUGAAAUUCACUGCCCCUCUGAGCUCACUGAUAAUGUCUGUGUGUUCACGUCACUGUAGGGCUUUAAUGACUUCCUGUUCUCCUGUAGUGUGUAUGCUAUAAAUGUGAUGAGUUCAUCAGAGGUUCCCUCACUUAAAAACGUUUGCUUGUCAGGGAUAUGUUAAAAUAAUGUUGGCAGCCAGUAAAAAAGCAAUAACAAGAAGGUGGUUAACUUCAGAGGCCCCAACAAAAGAUGAUUGGAUUGGAAUUGUGACAGAAAUAUAUAGCAUGGAAAAGCUGACUUUCUCCCUUAAUCUUUGUAUGGACAAAUUUAAUAACGACUGGAGGAAAUGGACAACUCAUUUCAAUAUGAUAAACCCUCAUCACAAUGUUUGAUUUAUAAAAAUGCAUAUGUAUGUUGGAGUACAACAGCCCCCUCUAGUUUGCAUCUGAGGUCCCGGCAGAUGGAUUUGAGUUCUGUUCUGGUUUGAUGUGCACUCGUCGCACUUAGAUGUACGAUACUGCCUAAACACUGAUAAAGGAACUGUAUGGAUAUACAAGAGGAAAUAUCCUUGGAUAUAUGAGGACGCAGAUUGACCUUACAAAAGAAUGCACUAGAGAAACGGGCACAGACUGGAAUGAACUAAUUCCUAAUUCCUUUGUUUUGUUUUUUAUCAUGCAUUCCUGUACUG